Molecule: messenger RNA, 8723 nt
Organism: Monomorium pharaonis (pharaoh ant)
Lineage: Eukaryota; Metazoa; Arthropoda; Insecta; Hymenoptera; Formicidae
Gene: px
Exons: 16
Coding region: 466-7560 (2364 amino acids)
Source: RefSeq, a predicted model, not a curated record
GUCGCGGGUGCUGUGCCAUCGGAAGAUGUAUCUUUCCUAGUCGCCCGUAGUAGCGGUCCCGUCGUUACCUCGCAGUCACGCGCGACAGUGGAGAUACGCGUCCGGGUGUCGGGUGUCCGGUGGUGUCGGCCGGCGGCGUUGGCGCGUGUAAAUAUGAGCGGGACGGCCGGCAGCGCGACGACGAAGGUGACACCCCGCGGCACCGUACGCCGCUCGUGCACGUAUGGCAGGGACUAGGGCUCGCGAUAAGGGAGCCCCGCUUUUGUCCGAGCGCGAGCGAGCCGCCGCAGCCGCCGAGGCAGAAGAACGGAGUAGCGACGCGAUGUUGUGGCCAGCUCUGCCGAACUGUGAGAACAUAUACACAAGAGAUAGAAGCUGUAUCAAUCGCUGUGAUUUCUGAUCGUACAUGCGUGCCAAACACGAAGAUAUAAGAGGGCGUUAAAAGGGAUCCAAUGGUUUCCUGACAUGAUGGAGAGCAAAUUGUAUGUAAAGAAUGAGCCGGGACUUGAGGGGCAAUCGCUCACGAAUGCGCAGCCCAAUCCGCCGGAGGACGGCGGCGGAGCGAGGAUCUGCUUCGUCUGUGGCGCCGUGGGCCACAGCGAGCAGCACUGGCUACGAGUGAAGCCGAGUCCAGGUGGUUCGCCCAACGAGCCCUAUUUCCCGUUUCUCGAGUCGCACGAGCCGCCCAAUGGUUAUCGUGGCGACGGUGCCAGAAGCGGCGUCGUCAGGGCUUGCAAUCUUUGCUACAUCCUGCUGUUGCAGCAGUGGGAGAGCUACGAGCGAGAGGGUAGACCACACAGUCAGCGGAUUUACUGGUUGAAGAGAUGCGACGGUGGCCCGUUCACGGGGGCCGAGAUGGCACUUCAGGGCGAGUACGCCGCCCAGGUCCUCGGCUUGACCAACGAUCAGGCGCCGCAGCUCAAACAGGAGAAUCGGCCGGUUGGCAUCUCGCCGCGAUUACCACCGAAUUCACCCUCGCCGAGGGUCGAGCAGAUCAGACCGCCGUCAAAUUCGGUUGCCGAGGUGCCAAGGCCGCAUUCCAACACGACGGAAACACACAGGCACUUGGAACAAGCAAGGCUUACGAUGGAAUCUCCCCACCAUAGAUUGCAGUCACCUCAUCAAAGGUUGCAGAGUCCACGACAGCCCGUCGAAGAUGCUAGAAUAUCCAAUGAGGCGGCAUUGGAUCUGAGACAUGCACCUAGAAGCUCACCUGCGCCGCAACCCACCUUACCACCGCCUGCAGCUAUCUACAGCGGCGGAUCGUCAUCUAGCGUCGGUACGGACAUUCUGGAUUUGUCGAUGCCGGACAAGAACUCGGUCACAGAAGUCUGUUAUGUGUGCGGGGACGAAUUCAAGAGGGGAUCUCUCAGUCAUAUCGCUGCGAAGCCACUGCCAACUCCGCCGCAUCCUUCUUCCAGUCCACCGCCGUUCUUUCCAUCAUUGAUGCUUCACCCUAGACCGAGUAGAAGUCGACCUAUGGACAGUGCUGGACGUGUGCAGGCCUGUUCAGCGUGCCAGAAUCAUCUUUUAAUACAGUGGAAAGCGUACACGCGGCAAGGAGUACCGCACGGUGAUAGAAAUUAUACGCUUCGCAAGCGGCAAGCCCCUGCAAUGGAUACAACCACGUUUAUUUGCUAUACUUGCGCUCUCGAGUACCCUUCAUCCAGUAUUAGACUUCUGUAUUGCUGUCCUAAUCCAGAGAAGGAGGCGUACUAUCCUUUUAUUUAUUCUCUGAGACCUCCGCCAGGAGCUAGUCCUAUUAGUCCUCAGGGAAUGGUGCAGGUUUGCUCCAUUUGUUACAAAGCUAUCCCGCAAAAGCAGCAGGUGUUUGGUGGUGAAAAUCACGAGGCACAGCCAGCCGGGCAAAAUACAGAUUUCCGCCAACAAGGUCCUUCGCCACGGCCCGCCGUUCCGAAAUCUCCAGUCAAUUCAGCAGGUAGCGAUAUUCGCUUUAAGCCAUAUGACUUAAACAAGUCAACGGUUGCUACAAACAAGCAACGAAGCACCGUGAAAGCUCCCACGCCUGGGCAACGAAAUUCACCUAGCAACGGCCCCGCGGAAAAUGGGACUGUUGCACUCGGCCAAAAUUAUAGGUGCUAUAUCUGCGAGAGAUUAUAUCCUCGUACUCACAUGGAAUGGUUGUCUACAAGUCCGGAGGGAAUGAAUUCACAUGCUAUGCAUUUUCCUUGCUUGAGAGGAAUAGCGCGUACGUCUGAAAACGCUUGCAUGGAUAGUCACGGAAGGAUAUUGGCGUGUAGUCACUGUGUGAAUCAUCUUGCGCAACAGUGGGAAAGUAUGGAUGCUGAGCGGGUUCCUUUAGAACGGCGCAGAUAUGAUAUUCCUAGUCCACAUCCAAAUGGUGACGUGAACCGGUCAAUCGCUACGCCACCAAGCUCCAGUUCGGAUCGAACGUUCGCGAGCAAUCCAGGCACAUCGAGCAGCUCGAUUUAUUGUUUCUUGUGUGGCUUACACAGUGAUUUAACUCUGGCGAGAGUCUUGUACGGUCGACCUCAGGGUCGAAACGCGCCAUUCUUUCCGGAAUUGUUGCGUCAUCAGUCACCGGCGAAUGCCGAACAGCUCCGUGAGGAUGGCUCUGCCUUGGUGUGCACGUUUUGCUAUCAUUCAUUGUUGGCGCAAUGGCGUCAGCACGAAUCUCUUUCCGGUGGCCAGCAAGUGAACGCUGCUGAACGCCAAUACAACACUCACGACUAUUGCUGUUAUGUCUGCGGUAUCGUGACGUACAGGAAACGUGUACGAGCGCUACCGGUGAAGGACUUUCCGUUCCUGAGGUACCACAGGCAACCGGAGAAGAGCCUACUGUUAGAGAAUGGCGAUUUUGCCGUGGUGUGCUUGGAUUGCUACGAGACCUUGCGUACGCAGAGUCGCGAGUAUGAAAGAUGGGGUCUGCCUGUUGAGAAACGCGAGUAUAAUUGGAUUGUGCAACCUCCACCGCCUGAGGACAGUCCCGAUGCGGCCAUAGCUAGAUUACCAUCGGGCGAAAGGUCCGAGAAAGUGGUUCCACCGACAUUAACUGUCAAGCCAGUGCGAAAGAAUUGCUCACCAAAGGCACCCGAGAAGAAGGCACCUGUGAAAAUUCCGGAGAAGGAACAAGGUCUACAACCCGCCAGCACCAAAGCUCAGCCAACCUCGAUUGGCAAGUCCCACCGACCCAGUUCCGGCGUACUACCUCAGGGUCACACCCCGGGACCUGGACCGGGCGGGCAACAGAAUAGCAGAAGCUUCGCCGCCGCACUGAGGAACCUGGCCAAGCAGGCGGGCCCGGCACCUCAGGAAGAGGAACCCCGUGCCAGCCCGAAGAACCGGGCGCCACCGCCCUUGGUCAGAGGUCCUUCCCCUGCCAAGGAGCGGUCGACGCACGAACGAAGACCUGAAGAGAUUCCCUCCUUGUACACAACUGCCAGACCCGUUGAAACCAGCAAACACAGCGUAACUGCCGCGGCUACCGAAUUGCUGGCUCGUUCCGGUUUUCAGCCGUACCGGCCCGAGCACCAUCCGGCCCAUCCAGGACCGGCAUUCGCCUUAGACCCCGCGACCUAUAGCGCCUAUCAUCCCGGUCUCUAUCCACCGCCGCACCUGCCGCACGCUUAUAGGUUAGAGGAACAGUUGUACUUGGAGCGCUGUGGAAUGAUAAGACCGCCGUUGUUUCCCGGACUGCCAUCGUAUCCGCUAUACGGACUGAGAUACAGUCCCGACAUGCUUCCUCCGCCGCCCGCCUCCCUGGGCCUCAUGUCACCUGUAAUGCACGAACGACUGAAGCUGGAGGAGGAGCAUAGGCUGCGGCAAGCACGGGAGCAGGCUGCGUUGCGGGAGGAGGAGGAAAGGAGAAGAGCAGCGAGAACUUCUGCUCCCGCUGCCCCGGUACCCGCGCCUGCCCCUGCAUCCGCCGAUACUGCAGCUAGGAAGCCGACCAUAGCGGCUCAGAUGCAUAGCGACCGGGACCGAGAACGUGACGUUAGAGAACGACAGAGCGGGAGCAGCGGCGGCGGUGGUAAUAGCAGUGGCAACGCCAGUAACACCAGUAACAUCUGUGGGAACAGCACCAGCAACACUGGUAACUCCAGUAACAAUAUCAGCGGAUCCGCCGUCCCUACAGUUGGUAGCAGUCAUCACCAAUCCCGAAAAGAGGAGCAACAGCCCUCCGCUCCGCCAGCUGCACCACCGCCACUGCCUUCCGAUCCAACAGCAGCAGCAGCAGUCACCAUCUACCAUCCUCGUCUGCCACCCUUCCCCAAUCCAGCGGCACCCAUUGGACCUACCUUGGGUUCCACUUCCAUAUGUUCCGCCAGUUCUGCGGCCAUUCCGCCCCCUUUGGGUUCCACUUUGCCUCCUUUGAAUCUUGGACCGCCACCACCACCAGCGGCUAUAAGUUCGGCGCAGAUCUGUCCGCAAUCGAUACCAUCCAUCUCGUCCUUGACACCUGGUGUCAUAGGGCCACCGCCGCCACCUUCGCUACCCUUAGGCAUGUCUAUUCCACCUAUCAUUUCCAUUCCUUCUCUUCACUUGCCUCCCGUACCGUCGAGUACCAUUCAUUCUAGUCAGCACACAGCCACGGUAAUGAGCAACACUAACACCACUACGGUCACCAGUUCCAUUUAUCAUCAACAGCAACAACAUCAACAAGCUUUGUCGCAGCAUCAACUACGCGCAAAUAGUACAAGCGGUACAACGACUACGAGUUCUUUGUCCGGUGCAAUAACUACGGCGCCGACGCCGAUGCCGAACAACUCUUCGUCGACAUUGAACGUCAUGAAUCAUAUGACUCAUAAAUCCCCGCCAUUGUCUCACGGUGUUCAUAUAUCCAGAAGCAAAGAAUCGCAACCGUCGAUAGCUACAACGACGAUCACAGGAACGUUGCCUACAACGGCGACUGUAACUACCACAACGAGCACCACGACAACGUCACAGCCGACUUUUGUCAGACCCUUCGAGGACUCGUUUCGCUCUUCCUUAACGAAAACACAACAGAGACAACCAAUAUUGAACAGUCACAAUCAUAAUAUAGUCAAUCAGAUCGGCCAUCAUGAGUCAUCAUUGCCUUUAAAACCUACGCCCAUACUACCGAUUACUUCUCAAACCGUGGGUAGUCAAGUAAUUCAAGAGAAUUCCUCUACGAUGGACAACAAGCCCAUGAGCAAUCAACAAUCAAUUUCUCAAUCGAUUCCCUAUCCACCUCAACAGUAUCAUCAUCCGCAUAUACCUGUGUCGCACGUGCCAAGUCUCUUCAAACCGCCGCACUUUUCAACGUCAUCGUCAUCGUCGUCUCAUCAACAGCAUCAUUCUCAACCCAAACUUAAUGUACCAACGAUAAACAACAACAGCAGCAGCAGCAGCAGCAGUAGUCAUAGCAGUAGCGGCGGUACGAGCGUCACUAAUUCGACUAAUUCAAAUAUUACAAAACAACAGAACGCGCAUCACGUCAUCGAGUCUCAUCCAACGACAACCACGACAACCUCGCGAAAUGAUAGCGUAACUAAUAAUUGCGUCUCUAGUGAGAAGACAAUGACCAACAGCAAUUUCAGCGCUAACAAUCAAAUCAGUGGUGUUAGUAAAAUUGCGAAUCAUACGAGCGUACAUCAUAAAAGCAAUUCGGAUGUCGCGGUGAAGGACAGCAAGCUGAACGCGUGCAACGAAAAGAGCGUGAGCGAAAAUAUAAUCAGGCAGCCGCAGUUGCCGAAUCAGAAUCACGUUGUGACGAAUUCGCUCCAAGAAAAAAUCACGAUCUCUUCGAAUCAGCCUUAUGAACAUCAAGGAAAAAUUUCGAAAUCCUCUCAUCCGAUGAAUUACAAUCUCGGCGAGAAGGAGAAUAAAAACGAAACCAAUUGUAAUUUGAAAUCUGAUCAGAACAAUGUCUUGUCCACAUUACCAUUUCAACCAAGUUUUAAGUUCAGCAUAAGUGACAUUGCGCAGAAGCCCACGGACACGACGCAACUAAUGCAGAGCAUUAGGUCUGAGGAGGUGUUGCGCACUUGUCAGAAUGUCUCCAAUGUGCUCUUGCAGAUUCCGAAGUAUCAGGAAAAACUUUUAAAUUUUUCGACGAGCAACAACGAGACGAAGCUGAAAACGACUGCGUUUUGCUUUACCGACAAGUGCAAUAAUUUGACUGAGAUUUCCGUGAGAUGCGAACCAGCGGUGCUAAACGUGCCUGAUCUCAGCAAGGCCCUGGGCAAGCAGAAUGUCAUUAAUAGUGAAAAGGUCCUUGCCAAGCAGGACGUCACCAAUAGUGAAAAAAUCUUGGGCAAGCAGGAUGUCAUCAAUAGUGAAAAAGCUCUGAGCAAGCAAGAUGUCACCAGUAGUGAAAAACUCCUGAUCAAGCAGGAUGUCACCAAUAGUGAAAAAGUCCUGGGCAAGCAGGAUGUUAUUAAUAAUGAAAAAGCCCUGGAUAAACAAGAUGUCACCAAUAGUGAAAAGGUCCUAAGCGAGCAAGAUGUUAUCAGUAUCGAAAAGGCUCUGAUCAAGCAGGAAGUCCUUAGUAGCGAGAAGACCUUUUUGACUUGUGAAGUGAUACCUGAGGUGCCUAAGAAACUGACGUCAUCCCUCGAUCUAGCUGAGAAGAGACGUAAGCGGAGGAGGGAAAAACACUCUGGCGUCACAUGUAGCUCUGACUCGGAGGGCGAGGAGGAAACCAAAGAUGUAGAUCUUUGGAUCACGAAAGGUCCGCCAGCUAAACUACAAUAUUCGGAAGAUAAACUGGCUUUUCUAGCCAUGUUUGGGCUAACUACAUUUACUAUUAAAAAUGAGAUAGAGUUGUGUAAGGUUGAAAAGAGAUACAAAUUGAAUCCCGAUCCACCUCCAGAACUACCUCUGGAAAUAGAUCCUAUAAUUGAGUCCAUUUUACCGAUUCCACGUGAGCAUCCGGACGUUUUGCUUUACACGCCAGAUUUUGAGCCGAAAGUUGGCUUUCUCAAGACUAUAGGUCUCGAUAUUAUGCCUCCAAAUAAAAGAGAUGAGGCAGAAGCGACAUGGCAGUACGUUUUAGCAGACCGCAAAAAGCGGAAAAGCGCGAAUUCCGUUACUGCCUAUUGUGAAAGAAUCGCCAAAGUUUAUUCUAAGAAUCCUCCAGCUGUACCAAAAUCACCUCAAAAAAAGCGUCUUCUGGACAAAGUUUAUAAACAGAAACAAGGUCCGGAACGACCACCACCGCUACCACCUUUAAUUCCGGAUAUAGUUUCGAUGUACUGCCCGACUUUACCUAUGCCUGGUGAGAAUGGCGUGAAACAACACUGUAAAACUAUAGACAUCAACGAGAACACCGACGAAAUGAAUGAGAAAAAGGAAAAGGGACCGAGGUGGACCGGAAUCAUGGAUGUUAUGUUUGCCUACAGCGAGUAUAUGAAAGAAAAGACAUUGGAGAGGAAGAUUCUGACAAGCGAAAGAUCUAAACUAAUAGCAAAGUACAAUAGCUUGCAUUCCGAGACCAAUCAAUUGGAACUUAAGCUCCACGAACUCGUGUCCGUCAAAAAAGCACUUGAUUCCGAGAAGCGAAUGCUCAGUGAAAAAAUCGAAAGAAUCAACGCACUUGUUAGGAAUCUUAGAUAGCAUUGCGUACGCACAAAACGGAAACUCAUUCAUCUGUGAUAUUAUCAGCGGGUUAAGGGCCGUUAGCGUGUAAUACGCACUGCUAAACGUAACACUUAAAUAAGUAAUGAUUAAGGAGCAAACUCUUGAGUGACCAAAUGUACAGCGAUUCUUCGUGUUCUUUUGCAUAUUUUAUUAUUAUGUAGUAUAACGCGUCCCUUUUUUUUUGCCGUCGACGAUCGAUCGUGUCAAGAAGGCGGGACACCUUCGACUCUCGAUUGCUGAUUCACAGCGAUCGCAUCUGGCUUGAACACGUUACCGCGCUAAUUAAUAAUAGAUAUUAUUUUUCGCGCGUAUUGUCGGACAUCGGCGAGCGCGCCGAUCUUUAAUAAUAAAGGGGGAGUCAUAUCAACCGUACCUUACAAGGAUAUAUAUACAAAGCUCUAAUAAUUGUACAAAUCGAAUUGUAUCUCAUCCGUGGAAAGACAGUUUUUAUGAUCGUGAAAAUAAAAGGACAAAGGCUUUCUAGUUUCACAACUAACGGCUCUUACACUCCAAGCAUAAAUAAUUGUAAUUUGUAUCAUAUUUUAAUGAGAAAAAAAAUAGACAAAUCGUGUAACUUAUUUUAUUCUGCGUAAUGUGGACUUUAAAGUCGAGUACUUGGGAAAAGAAAAAAAAACAAUAAUAUAUCACGCAGUUUGUAUGUCGACCGAUUAAUAAAGUGAUAGAAAAAGAGAGGACAUUGUACACAAGAUCGAAAGGUGACAUCGACUAUAUCGGACUGACAGUGUCGAGAAACCACUCGCAUACAACAUCAGCUACGUCCGUAUGUAACGGAUUUAAUAGAUUAAAAUCGAUCGGAUCGUUUGCGAUCACUGCGUAUCCACAAACAAGAUGGAAAAAAUCCGGACGGUAGAAUGUUUUACGCGAGUUUUGAUUCAAAUUAAUGUUAUAACGACACGAAAACUCUAGUCUACAGACAGGCUAUAUGAGAAAAAAAAAGAUUGCGCGCCGAUAUGCGUAAGAUCAGAUUAGUGAGCAGUCCUUCCUUUCGAACGUGUCCACGUUCCGUUCACCGUAAUGAAUACGAAGGCCAGUGAAGAUACGGGGAGGAGCGUUAUUAACGUUGUAUAACAACACUGCAGUACUUAGAUAAUGCGACUUAAUUUUUAAAGAAGAAAAAA